Molecule: messenger RNA, 2743 nt
Organism: Papilio polytes (common Mormon)
Lineage: Eukaryota; Metazoa; Arthropoda; Insecta; Lepidoptera; Papilionidae
Gene: Gycbeta100B
Product: guanylate cyclase soluble subunit beta-1
Exons: 15
Coding region: 165-1964 (599 amino acids)
Biological process (GO): cGMP biosynthetic process; response to oxygen levels
Cellular component (GO): guanylate cyclase complex, soluble
Molecular function (GO): guanylate cyclase activity; heme binding
Source: RefSeq, a predicted model, not a curated record
GGUUGUGUGAAAGGUUAGUUUAACGAGUUAAAGAAAAAAGGUAAAUAUACGUGUGUUCCAUAUUCAAAUUAAUAUAGGGCUUAAAUACAGUGUAACUUUGAGUGUUAAAGUUAAAAAAAACACGGGAAUUGAGGUUAAAUCAGAGGGAGAAAGAAAUCUUUAAAAUGUACGGUUUCGUUAAUUACGCUUUGGAACUUCUCGUUCUGAAGUCAUUUGGCGAAGAAACAUGGGAAAAAAUUAAGAAGAAAGCUGCCGUAUCAAUGGAGGGCAGCUUCCUCGUUCGUCAGAUUUACGAGGAUGAAAUAACUUACAAUCUGAUUACUGCUGCUGUUGAAAUUCUACAGACUCCCGCUGAUGCAAUCUUGGAAUCGUUCGGUAGGACUUUCUUCGAGUUCUGUCAGGACUCCGGCUAUGAUAAAAUUUUACAAGUCCUAGGAGCUAAUCCGCGUGACUUCUUACAAAACUUGGAUGGUCUCCACGACCACUUGGGCACGCUGUACCCGGGCAUGCGCUCGCCGUCGUUCCGCUGCACCGAGCGCCCGGAGGACGGCGCCCUCGUGCUGCACUACUACUCCGACAGACCUGGACUGGAGCAUAUCGUUAUCGGAAUCGUUAAAACGGUAGCCAGCAAGCUGCACAAUACGGAAGUGAAAGUCGAGAUAUUGAAGACUAAGGAGGAGUGCGACCACGUGCAGUUCCUCAUCACGGAGACCUCCACGCCGGGGCGAGUGGCCGUGCCCGAGAUUGCCGAGAUAGAAACAUUGUCGCUGGAGCCUAAAGUGAGUCCGGCGACGUUCUGCCGCGUGUUCCCAUUCCACCUGAUGUUCGACCGCUCGCUGAGCAUCGUGCAGGCAGGCCGCACCGUGUCGCGGCUGCUGCCGCGCCUCGCCGCGCCCGCCUGCAAGAUCACCGACGUCCUGGACACGGUUCGACCGCAUUUGGAGAUGACGUUCCAGAAUGUUCUCGCCCACAUUAACACCGUGUACGUCUUGAAGACUAAGCCGGAGGAAAUGAACGCAACUGACCCUCACGAAGAGAUCGCAUCCCUUCGUCUCAAGGGCCAAAUGCUGUACAUUCCAGAGACCGAUGUAAUAGUAUUCCAGUGUUAUCCCAGCGUCACCAACCUCGAUGAUUUGACUCGGCGCGGGCUGUGCAUCUCUGAUAUCCCGCUGCACGACGCGACGCGCGACCUGGUGCUGAUGUCGGAGCAGUUCGAGGCCGACUACAAACUGACGCAGAGCCUGGAGGUGCUCACCGACAAGCUGCAGCAGACCUUCCGCGAACUCGACUCCGAGAAGCAGAAGACCGACAGGCUGCUAUACUCGGUGCUGCCGAUCAGCGUGGCGACGGAGCUGCGCCACCGGCGGCCGGUGCCGGCGCGGCGCUACGACCCCGUCACGCUGCUGUUCAGCGGCAUCGUGGGCUUCGCCAACUACUGCGCCUCCAACACCGACCACAAGGGCGCCAUGAAGAUCGUGCGCAUGCUCAACGACCUCUACACCGCCUUCGACGUGCUCACAGACCCCAAGAAGAAUCCCAACGUUUAUAAGGUGGAGACGGUGGGCGACAAGUACAUGGCGGUGUCGGGUCUGCCGGAGUACCAGGUGGCGCACGCCAAGCACAUUUGCCUGCUGGCGCUGGAGAUGAUGGACUUCUCUAAGACCGUCACCGUCGACAACGAGCCCGUCGGUAUAACAAUCGGCAUCCACUCGGGGGAGGUGGUGACGGGCGUGAUCGGGCACCGCAUGCCGCGCUACUGCCUCUUCGGCAACACCGUCAACCUCACCAGCCGCUGCGAGACCACCGGCGUGCCCGGCACCAUCAACGUCAGCGAGGACACGCACAGUUGCCUGAUGGGAGAGGAUAAUUACGACGAUCAAUUCGAGCUGACUUAUCGCGGCCAUGUCUCCAUGAAGGGCAAAGCCGAGCCGAUGCAGACCUGGUUCCUGACGAGGAAGAAUUAAAUAUUCAUCUAUAGACCGACAAACCUAUUUGACCCGGUAGGCAUAUAUGAAACUAAGUUACAAUAGCUCAUAAGCACCUUUGACAAUGUUAUUAUGCUAUUAACCAAGUCGAAAUAAAACUGUCUUAUUUUAUUUUGUCUUGUGUGUCAUAAAUGUUUUCUGACAGAAACAAAACUAAUCAUUACAACACCGCCUCACCGGGCCAGAUAAAUUUGUCCCACUAUACAUUUAGCUUUCCCUUGAUGUUCAAUUUCACUGAUGUAUAAAAUACAGUAUCAAAUAUGAAUAUAUAGACUUACAAGGAGCAUAUGGCAGUCGGCAAUUUUAUGAACUAACAAUGCAAAUAUAAAAACAAAACACAAAUAUCAUUUUGAAAGCGGCAUAUUUUGACCAAAGAGGAAGCGUUAACCGUCGCCAUUUCUUUAAUUCCAAACUCCAAUUUUAAAGAAAGUGACAUGUAUUAUUUCCAAAAUUUCGAAUGAAGUUGGGAAUGUUUUGCUUACUGGUAACUUUAUAACCUAGCAGACGCCCCCUGUUAAAGUAAAAAAAUGGCAUCAUGUCCUUGUAGGUGUAGUAAUAAUAAGGCAAAGAUUUCAGUCUUUUGUUCCCUCAUAUAGAUCACUAUUUCAAUGUGAUUGUAACCAAAAAUGUAGUUUCCUAUUAAGCCUUUUAAAUAAGUAUACUAUUUUACUAUAACUUGUUUGGAAUAGCAUUAACUAAAUAUAUAGAAAGGUAGACAAAUAUCUGUGCUUGGUAUAAAUUACUUCUAACUUUGUUGA